AUGUCGACCUUCGAUCCUACCAAUGUCAAUUUGAACACGGCCAGGACGGAAGAUGUGCUGUGUUAUUUGGAAGUCUCCUCGAAUGACUACAAUGGAAAUCUCGGUGCUCGUAUCUCCUCUAUCUUUGUGAUUCUCCUCGUCUCCUCGGCCUUUACCGUCUUCCCAGUCGUCUCCAAACGCAUGACGAGAUGGAAAAUCCCCUUCGGCGUGUACAUCUUCGCUCGCUACUUCGGCACCGGUGUCAUUGUGGCCACUGCAUUCAUCCAUCUACUUGACCCGGCCUAUAAGCGAAUUGGUCCGAAGACCUGUGUCGGGGAAUCGGGAUACUGGGCUGAGUAUUCUUGGUGUGCAGCGAUUGUACUAGCCUCUAUCGUGGUCAUCUUCUUGCUCGACUUGGCCGCCGAAAUCUACGUGGAACGCAAGUACGGGGUGCACAAGAAUGAAGAAGCCACCAACGCCUUUAUCCAGCACGAACAUCAUCCCGAGGUGCAAUCUGCCCCAGAAUCCGAGAAAGCAAUGCACAUCUCCAAUGAAAAGCGCACAGACACGUUCUUCUCCGAAGAUGGAGACAUCGCCGAACGGUCCUUCAGACAACAGAUCGCCGCUUUCCUUCUACUCGAAUUCGGUAUCAUCUUCCACUCAGUCAUCAUCGGCCUCAACCUAGGCGUCACCGGCUCCGAGUUCUCAACCCUGUACCCGGUCCUAGUCUUCCACCAGUCCUUCGAGGGUCUCGGUAUCGGAGCUAGAAUGUCCGCUAUUCCAUUCGGUGAACAUACCUGGCUUCCUUGGUUUUUGUGUGCUGCUUACGGCCUGACAACUCCGAUCUCUAUUGCCAUUGGCCUGGGUGUGCGGACGACAUAUGAACCUGGUUCCAAGGUGUCCUUGAUUAUUCAGGGUGUCUUGAACGCUGUGUCCGCGGGCAUCCUGAUCUAUAGUGGUCUGGUGGAGUUACUCGCUCGCGACUUUUUGUUUGAUCCCUGCCGCACCAAGCGUCGUUCGAGACUGUUGUUUAUGGUGACUUGCACUUUGUUGGGAGCCGGCAUCAUGGCUUUGAUUGGAAAGUGGGCUUGA
This is a messenger RNA of Penicillium atrosanguineum, 1071 nucleotides long. RefSeq names its product high-affinity Zn(2+) transporter ZRT1 (gene zrfA). The transcript has a single exon. Bases 1 to 1071 code for a protein of 356 amino acids. The record is from RefSeq and is a predicted model, not a curated record. NCBI's taxonomy places the organism in Eukaryota, Fungi, Ascomycota, Eurotiomycetes, Eurotiales, Aspergillaceae. Gene Ontology annotation, biological process: zinc ion import across plasma membrane. Gene Ontology annotation, molecular function: high-affinity zinc transmembrane transporter activity. Gene Ontology annotation, cellular component: plasma membrane.